AUGCAGUUCGCUCUUCUCUUGUCCUGGUGCUGCUGCCUGCAUGGAUGUGCGCUAGGGACUGGCUUCCUCUAUCAAUUCCCAGCAUCAACCCUGCAGCACAACUACCCAGAGCAGAGCUCGGGCUCGCCGGGCAGCGGCUUCGCCAGUCGCCGGCAUUGGUGUCACUAUACGGUUACACGGACUGUUUCCUGCCAAGUGCAGAAUGGAUCAGAAACGGUGAUCCAGCGAGUUUAUCAGAGCUGCCGGUGGCCAGGACCUUGUGCCAACUUAGUGAGUUACAGGACUCUCAUCAGGCCCACGUACAAAAUGUCCUACCGAACUGUGACCACGCUGGAGUGGAGGUGCUGUCCUGGCUUCACGGGGAGCAACUGUGAAGAGGAAUGCAUGAACUGCACGAGACUAGCAGAUAUGACCGAGAGGCUAAAUACACUUGAGGCCAAGAUCCUUCUGCUCGAGGCUGCGGAGCGAAGCCCGCCGUUGGAAAACAACCUGCCAAUCACUGGGACAACGGCCACGUGGUACGACGAUUUGCUACCAGAUGCCUUUCCCCUGCUAAAUCCCGGGACUGUCCUGAGGAAAACAGUGGGAUCUGUUGAGCCUAAAGGACACAGAGGUGCAGAGGAGCAGCUAAUACCACAGGGGCUGCCAGGACAGGUUGGUCCUCCAGGCCCAGUCGGACCAACUGGUCUUCCAGGACCACCAGGGCCAAAAGGAGAGAAGGGACAACCCGGUGAGAGGGGCCCAGCAGGGCCACCAGGGCUGUUAGGACCUCAAGGACCGAGAGGACUUCCAGGAGAAACUGGGAUCCCAGGUCCCCCAGGUCCUCCAGGGCCACCAGCCACCCCAAGCCUCCCUCUUACCUUCCAACAAGGGGUUCUCUACUCACUCCAGCCCACAGCUGAAAAAGAAAAUGGAGAACCCCAGCUGGCCUCCACCGUCAUAGACACCAUCAUGGCUGGCCUGCCAGGACCACGGGGAGCCCCGGGCCCCGUUGGGCCACCAGGGCCACCAGGCGCAUCAGGACCCAAAGGGCCACCAGGACCUAUCGGAGUCCCCGGAUCACAAGGCUUACCGGGCUCUCCAGGACAACCCGGGCCAAAAGGCUCCAAAGGAGACCGAGGAGAGAGAGGUGAACCAGGCAAGAAGGGUGAGGAAGGUGACAAAGGUGCUGAUGGGGAAGGUGUUCAACAACUUCGAGAAGCUCUGAAGAUUUUAGCUGAGAGGGUAUUAAUUCUUGAGCACAUGAUAGGAAUUCAUGACUCUUUAUCUUCCAUUGAGCCAGGCUCUGGACAAGAUGGGAUCCCGGGCUCCCCUCUGCGAACCAGCAUCAAGAUCAAACGUGGAGGACCCCAGCAGCCGCAGGCCUACCAGAUCCUCUCUUCGCUGCUGGAUGACAGUGAAGCCAAAAGGAGAAGCAAUCGGAUGAAGUAG
Messenger RNA from Pygoscelis adeliae (Adelie penguin), 1431 nucleotides. RefSeq names its product collagen, type XXVI, alpha 1 (gene COL26A1). Gene Ontology annotation, molecular function: protein binding. The transcript has 14 exons. Bases 1 to 1431 code for a protein of 476 amino acids. Lineage: Eukaryota; Metazoa; Chordata; Aves; Sphenisciformes; Spheniscidae. The record is from RefSeq and is a predicted model, not a curated record.